Penicillium angulare is the source of this 2502-nucleotide messenger RNA. Its product is annotated as putative C6 transcription factor. The transcript has 5 exons. Gene Ontology annotation, molecular function: DNA binding; zinc ion binding; DNA-binding transcription factor activity, RNA polymerase II-specific. The record is from RefSeq and is a predicted model, not a curated record. Gene Ontology annotation, cellular component: nucleus. Bases 1 to 2502 code for a protein of 833 amino acids. NCBI's taxonomy places the organism in Eukaryota, Fungi, Ascomycota, Eurotiomycetes, Eurotiales, Aspergillaceae. Gene Ontology annotation, biological process: regulation of DNA-templated transcription; DNA-templated transcription.
AUGCCGAACGCUGCAUCUCCCGCGCAGCAGUUCAGCCCUGCCAAUCAGCAAUCUGGGCAUAUCGAUAGAGACCUAAGUCCCGGGGAGUAUUCGUCCGGCAUCGAUUCAGACAAUGAUCAAGUCGGCGCCAAUGGUUCCAGCAGCGGGCGUGGACUGAAGCGGAAGCGUCCCCUCACCGUGUCAUGCGAAUUGUGCAAACAAAGAAAAGUCAAAUGUGAUCGCAUACAACCGAGCUGCGGCUGGUGUGUUCGAAAUGGCCAGCUUUGUGAGUAUAAGGAGCGCAAGAAGCCUGGUUUAAGAGCCGGGUAUGGCAAAGAGCUGGAACAACGACUGGAUCGACUUGAAGAAGUCAUACAAGCUCAAGCGAGGCUUAUCGAGAUGCAUAUAUUGCAAAACCAACCCCCAAUGCCCCACCACGGAGGAUCAAUCUCAUAUGGCUCACCAUCCGAGCCAUCAGCUGUUCAUGGUCCGAGCCCCCGAACCGCACUCUAUUUUAACGAUCCCACCUCAUCAGUAGCUCUCCCUCAGCGACAUGCAGACGUCUCUAUCACAAGUCCUUCGGAUACAUCUGUGAAGAAUUUGGUCUCUCAUGGAUUAUCGAAUGGUGCCCCAGCGUCUGUCAUUGGCUCAUUGCCACCGGCGCAAAACGGACACCACGAUUUUACAGGAAACGAAUCGUCCUUAAAGGUCCCCGUUAGUAUAUUUGCCAACCAGGAACAGUCAUUUGCCGAUCCAGAUCUUGAUUUACCACCAUAUGACUUGUUAUACGCGCUCGUGGAUUUGUAUUUUGAACAUAUCAACUCUUGGUGUCCGAUUCUCCACCGACGAUCCACACUAGAUACCUUUUUUGGUCCUUCUCCCCUGGAAGAGGCCGAUCGCAUGGUUCUUUACGCCAUAGUUGCAACUACUUUACGCUUCUCGACUGAUGCCCGCCUAAGCGAUCUAAAUCGAAAGCGCUAUCAUGACUCCUCAAAACAGAAAGUACUUCUGUAUGGCCUGGAGAAUUCGUCUGUAAAGGCUCUGCAGGCGCUUGUCAUCUUGGCAUUAGACCUAGUCGGCUCGUCAAAUGGCCCACCUGGAUGGAAACUAUUGGCUUUGAUCACCCGAUCUGUUGUCCAAUUGGGAUUGGCAGUAGAAUCCAAGUCAUCAUUAAUUGCACCAGUAUAUCCUUCCAUUUAUACGCUCAGGGCGGUCACCUUAUCGGAGCCAGAUUCCUGGAUAGAAGACGAAAGUCGGCGUCGUCUUUUUUGGAUGGUUUAUCUGUUGGAUCGAUACUCAACUAUUGCUACUGCAUUCAACUUUGCCUUGGAUGACAAAGAUAUUGACCGAAAGCUCCCUUGCAAAGACGACUACUUCAUCAAGAAUCAGCCUGUGGAGACGCGAAGAUUCCACUACUCUAGUGAGCGUGCCGACUAUCUCAGUCAUGCGGAAAAUGUGGGAUCAUUUGGGUUGUAUAUCGAAAUUUUGGGAAUCCUUUCACGGGUUCAUGUCUUUUUGAAACGUCCCGUGGAUAUUGGAUCUCUUUCCGAUGUCGAAGAAUGGCAAGCCACUUACCGGAAGCUUGACAGUGAGCUGACCACGUGGGAAUUCAAUCUGCCCGCUGAAUAUGCCUAUGAGAAUUCAUCUCGUCUGUUCAACGGAACAAAGCAAAGCCGGGCCUUGCAUAGUGAUUGGGUUCAGCUUCAUGCAACGUAUCAAACCGCUGUGAUUCGCCUUCAUUCCUCUGCUGCAUAUCCAACAACUCGGUCGCCUAUAUUCACACCCUCGUACAGCGCAAGCCAGCGAUGCUUACUAGCUGUCGACAAUAUACUUUCAGUUACUCGUUUCGUAGUUGAAAAUAAUAUCCUCGAUAAAUUGGGCCCCCCUUUCGCCUUCACCCUGUGGGUAUCAGCCCGUCUAUUGCUCGUACAUGGCUCUACAAUUGCCCACACAGUCAGCUCGGACAUUAUAUUUUUCGUCGACACACUAUCUCGCAUGGGACAUCACUGGAAAGUUGCAGAGCGCUAUAGCAACAUCCUCCAACGUGUUCUCGACGAAUAUGGUGAAUAUCAACAGUCCGUUGCUAUAGACGGUGAACGAUCAACACCAUCAACUGUCAAGAUCCUCGCAGAUAUGCGCCGCUGCGCAUUUGAUCUCGACUUUCUUAUCUCCCGCCAACCACGAGAAUCUCCAUCAACCGCGAGUAAUUCCGGAAAUGACCCUACCCGGCCAGCUUCGGCUGCUCUGGUUCCUCGUAAUCUUGCACCAAACGAACUGGAAUACCUGGAUGUCUUCGGCUUUUUUAAUGUACCCCGAGUGCCACCAGCCCGUGCACCGGACUCUUCUACAGCUGCUGCGCAUAUGGAAAUUCCAGAUUCGGUAUCUAACCCCAUGUCUAUCCAUGGACUAACGGGCGCUGGUCCCGUCGUUGAUGGUCACUCCACCGGUGCCAAUGAGUUCAACAUUACGAACUACUUGAUCCCGACUCCAGAAACAGAUUGGCUCUUUCGCCCUGCAGGAUGA